AUGAUCUUCAAGACCAUUCUUCUGGGCGGUCUAGUGCUUGCUGGACAUGCCUCUGCCAGGGUGAACAAAGUGAACGCCCUUUUCCAACGUAGUGACGACAUCGAAGAAGUACUUCGAAGGGACGCCGGCUUGAUCGCAAGUCUUACUGUUCGACAAAAUGCUAAUCCUGCCGGCACCGCUCCUCAAAUCUCGACUACGCCGGCAUCUGGAGAUGCUUCACAAGCAGACUUAGCAAAGUGGGAGGCAGAUACCAAGGCAGCAUGUGGGAACGCACUGGCACAACUCAACGGGAGGACAUCGAGCCCGACUGGUAUCGCCGUUUGCUACAAUCUACCUUUCCUCGACAACCAGACCGGUGUAUUCCAAGCAGAGCUUCGAUUGUACAACAUAUCCACGCCAAUCAACCCAUGGACUGGAGUCGGUGCUAGCGAUAUCAUGGUCACAAUGUCUUACCUCGGCGCGACGCUUCAAAACAUGAACACCACUACCCCUGCAAAGAGGGACAUGAGCUGGCCGCCAAUCAAAGAAAGAAAGGAGGAUGGUCUUCUGAUAGUCAGGCAGAGUGCUGAUGUUCCACAAGAACUUAAAGUACUCAGCUACGUCGGAAAGAUCAAUGAUAAUGUUAUGGGCAGCGCGAUGACUGAAACAAGCCUGCGUCAAUUGUUGAUUCCAUCCAUCGAACUCAUCGCCAAUAAUCCAAGGGGAGGCAACACUCUUCGCGAGACCCUCUCUUCAAGCGAAGCCUCAUUUGUCAACGGUGUGUUCGCGAACUCGGCCGCAUCGCAAACCGAAAAUGCUGCAGCCGCAGCUUCUUCACUGGCAGCCGCAGUGCAACCCUUCUACCUGCCCGGAACCAACUUGGCCUUCUUCCCCAUCGGACUCGUCAUCACUUGCGCCUGGACUGGAUUUUUCCUUCUGACUGUGGGCCUCGGCACCCUUGGCCGCAUCCAGUUCCGUGAUCAGUACCGCAGGCGUCUGAAGCGAGAGAUGGCGUACAAUGUCCGGACGAUCUAA
Aaosphaeria arxii CBS 175.79 is the source of this 1014-nucleotide messenger RNA. RefSeq lists its product as uncharacterized. Bases 1 to 1014 code for a protein of 337 amino acids. Lineage: Eukaryota; Fungi; Ascomycota; Dothideomycetes; Pleosporales. The transcript is spliced from 2 exons. The record is from RefSeq and is a predicted model, not a curated record.